Messenger RNA from Chiloscyllium plagiosum (whitespotted bambooshark), 681 nucleotides. RefSeq names its product EEF1A lysine methyltransferase 3-like. The record is from RefSeq and is a predicted model, not a curated record. Lineage: Eukaryota; Metazoa; Chordata; Chondrichthyes; Orectolobiformes; Hemiscylliidae. Gene Ontology annotation, cellular component: cytosol; protein-containing complex.
AUGUCAGAAAGCAAGAUAGCCUCCGUGUUGAAGAAGCCAAUGACCGAAGUUUUCAUAGAAGCCGACAAUUUGAAGUAUAAGCUUUUCUACCCCGUAUGCGGUUUCCUUUUAGAAAUUGCUUUGAAGCCGAUAGUUAACACAGAGUUUGGAACUAUGGUCUGGAAUGCUGGUCUUGGUUUGUGUCAGUACUUUGAGGAACAGAAGAUGGAUUUCUCGCACAAGAAAGUGAUUGAACUGGGAGCGGGCACUGGGAUUUUGAGCAUUUUAACAGUCCUUCUCGGUGGAGAUGUCACUAUAACAGACAAUCCGCAGCUCCUGCAGCAAAUCGAACUGAACGUCUCCGCCAAUAUCCCGUCUUCCAUGAAAUCUCGCGUCCAAAUCCGCGCCCUCUCCUGGGGGCUGGACCAAUCACAGUUUCCAUCCGACUACGACUACAUCUUGGGUGGGGAUAUCGUGUACAACCGUUCAAGUCUUCCUUUAAUUCUCAAGACGCUCCAACAUCUCUGCAAUGAAUCGACGGUCAUUUAUUUCGCCUCCACAAUGUCCAUCAGCCGUGAAUUGAUCACCUCCAGCUACCGGACUCUAUUUCAGUAUUUUGAUUCUGAUCUCGUUUGCAGAUAUGAAAACGUGGAUGUUAACUUGUAUAGGAUGACUAAAAAAAAGUCCCAGACACAGGGUUGA